Molecule: messenger RNA, 321 nt
Organism: Formica exsecta
Lineage: Eukaryota; Metazoa; Arthropoda; Insecta; Hymenoptera; Formicidae
Product: neuroligin-3-like
Exons: 1
Biological process (GO): chemical synaptic transmission; modulation of chemical synaptic transmission; neuron cell-cell adhesion
Cellular component (GO): synapse; cell surface; postsynaptic membrane
Molecular function (GO): signaling receptor activity; neurexin family protein binding
Source: RefSeq, a predicted model, not a curated record
UUUGCAGGAUUGUUCAAACGAGCUAUACUGCUGUCGGGCAGCGCCCUUUCAUCCUGGGCUGUGAUAGAAGAUCCUGUAUCCUACGCCCUGAAACUGGCCAAGGCUAUCAACUGUUCCAUUCCCGAUGAUCUUCUCAAAGACAAUGAGCUUAUAGUAGAUUGUCUGAGGGAGAGCAGUCUGGAAGAACUGAUGCAAGUCGACAUUCAGCCUCCGACGUUUCUUAGCGCGUUUGGUCCAAGCGUCGAUGGUGUCGUCAUCAAGCCGGACUUUCAGAAGGAUCUCCUGUCUUAUCUAGGCCCGGAGUUUCAAGGAUUCGGGUGA